UUCAUUAACUAAAAAAUUGCUUUUUAGUGCCUAAAAAUAGUGCACAUUUGAAGAAAAAUGUCAUGAGAUAGAAUUUCUCCUUUUUAAUUUCAUUUGACCCCUUAUUUUAUGCUCAAAAAAGUUUGCAGUUAUGGAUAUAUCGGGAUCGUUUUUGAACUUGGGUACUCCGUUAUCAGUACCAUCUCAACCAGAUCCGGUUGAAGAACAACAUAUUCAAGAGCUUCAAAGGCAACUUCAACCAUCUCCUAUUCAGCCACAACAACAUGAUACCUUGCAAAGCCCUCAAAGUCAACACAUGCAACACCAGCGGACUAAUGUUAGUGUUAUACAGCCAUAUACGUUAAGUUCCGGAUUAACUCCUCAACCACAGCAAUCUCUUCUACAACCUCAGACUCCAUUACGAGAGAGUGCAACCUCUUUGCUGUCCAGUAAUGCUACUCUUGCCCUGACACCAGGAGGUGCUGGAGGAUUAUUUCCUAGCACUCCUGGGGGACCGAUGACUCCCAUGACACCCAUAACGCCAUCUUCUGCAGAUCCUGGCAUUAUUCCUCAAUUGCAAAAUAUUGUAUCAACUGUAAAUCUUGGUUGCAAAUUGGAUUUAAAGAAAAUAGCUCUUCACGCAAGAAAUGCAGAAUACAAUCCUAAACGUUUUGCUGCUGUCAUUAUGCGCAUAAGGGAGCCAAGAACUACAGCUUUGAUAUUUAGUUCAGGCAAAAUGGUCUGCACUGGAGCCAAAAGUGAAGAACAAUCCAGAUUAGCUGCAAGGAAAUAUGCUAGAAUUGUACAAAAGUUGGGCUUUGAGGCAAAGUUUUUAGACUUCAAAAUUCAGAAUAUGGUUGGAAGCUGUGAUGUCAAAUUUCCAAUUAGAUUAGAAGGUCUGGUUUUAACCCACAGUCAGUUUUCAAGUUAUGAACCUGAACUUUUUCCUGGUCUUAUAUAUCGAAUGGUAAAGCCAAGAAUUGUCUUAUUAAUUUUUGUUUCUGGAAAAGUUGUACUUACUGGUGCUAAAGUCCGAGCAGAAAUUUAUGAAGCCUUUGAAAAUAUCUAUCCCAUUCUGAAAGGAUUUAAAAAGCAAUGA
This is a messenger RNA of Uloborus diversus, 1078 nucleotides long. RefSeq lists its product as uncharacterized. NCBI's taxonomy places the organism in Eukaryota, Metazoa, Arthropoda, Arachnida, Araneae, Uloboridae. The record is from RefSeq and is a predicted model, not a curated record. The transcript is spliced from 7 exons. Bases 131 to 1078 code for a protein of 315 amino acids. Gene Ontology annotation, biological process: DNA-templated transcription initiation. Gene Ontology annotation, molecular function: DNA binding; RNA polymerase II general transcription initiation factor activity.